Messenger RNA from Cylicostephanus goldi, 405 nucleotides. The record is from the annotation of a GenBank genome assembly. NCBI's taxonomy places the organism in Eukaryota, Metazoa, Nematoda, Chromadorea, Rhabditida, Strongylidae.
AUGCACAAGUUUAUAGAGCACAAGAUUUUUGAUCGAGAACAUCACACGGAACUAAAUCUUUUAGCCUAUGUUUUCGAGUGUCUCGACAACUGUGAAUGUGACACCGACGAUGAAGUUGUGCACUGCCACAAUGGAAAUCGUAAAGAGCUACCGCUACCGACUGGACAACGUCUGCGCGGUUUCCCCGUAAUUGGAAUGACAUACAAUGAUCUGCAUCGUCUUCCCGACGAAGGCACAUUGCUAACGAAGUUCCCUGACCUCAAGGUGGUCGACGUCGAGCGUAAUCCAAAUUUCGAUUGCGAUUCACUGAAGGAAUACGACCGCGUCAAAAUCGUGUCGGACUGCUAUAAAAAUAUAUCAGAAAUUAGCAAAGUGCCAAGAAUUUUCCGACCAACAAAGGUGUGU